Molecule: messenger RNA, 2738 nt
Organism: Frankliniella occidentalis (western flower thrips)
Lineage: Eukaryota; Metazoa; Arthropoda; Insecta; Thysanoptera; Thripidae
Product: glycine, alanine and asparagine-rich protein-like
Exons: 6
Coding region: 1-1320 (439 amino acids)
Source: RefSeq, a predicted model, not a curated record
AUGACGGCGAAUGAAACCCACAUCUGGCACCAUGCAUAUUUGCAGGACAACACGUCCAAAACCAGCAAAGUUGAACGAAGGCACUUCAAGGGCAGACAUCCCGGUACCCAGCACUUUAACAAUCAAGAAUCAGCAACGAAUCUUUCAACAGUGCUAAAGAGUCGACACGGCGCUUACAAGAGCUCUAAAAAUGACGACUGGACGUGCUACACUCGACAUCAGUGUCCUCGCACACCAGAUGCACCAGCCUCGCUGGACGCCGAGGUGUUCGGCGCUGACCCCGGCCAGCGCACGGACCGAGAGAAGAGGCUCCUCCUCGAACACAAGGUACAGAUCGGCAACCACGUCAAGAACGCAGUGCUCAACCUCAUCUUCGGGAAAAUCAACACUGUGAUCGACCACCAUAGCGCGCUGGUCGGCGUGUUCGAGCGCGCCAACGCCGCCAAGAACCUGGCGCUGCUCGGCCCGGGCACCAAGAGGCCGCCCGCGGGCUUGGGCAUCAAGGGACUCCUCGGCGGCGUCCUCAGCUCGUCGCUGGGCUCCUCGUCGGGCUCGUCGCUGCCCUCGCUGACCGGACUCAGCGGCGGUAGCAGCGGCGGCAGCGGCGGCGGCGGUGGCGGCGACUCGAGCUCCGACUUUGGCGGCAGCGCGUCGCUCGGCAUCGGCGGCUCCGUCGGCGGCGGCACAUCCUCCUCGUCGUCAUCCUCGUCGUCGUCGUCCUCCGGGGGUCCGACUACCGACAACAUCCCCACCUUCGAAGGCAACCGCGUCAGCUUGGAGAUCCCCGAGCAGCUGUUCGGGUCGUCCUUCACCCUGGUCACCAACAUCUCGCAGAUCCUCGGCGAUGUCAUCCUGAACACGGCGCGCCGAGUACAGCGCUUCGUCGAGGCCCUGAAGCCCAAGUUCCGAGGCCUGUUCGGUGUGCCGGCCGACGCGGCCGCCGCGGCCCGGAAAAGAGCCACGGACGACGAGGUGGCGAGAGGCCGGCAGGCGGCGGCCGCGGCCUCGGACCAGGAGGAUCUCGCCGACAACCAGGCCGACCCUCGGGACGUGGCCAGGGCCUCCGCGGCUGGCUCCUCGUCCAGGACGUCGUCGUCGUCGCCCUCGGCCUCCGGGAGGACGGAGGCCUUCAAGUCGCUUACCGGCCUGGAGCCCUUCGACUUCGACUUCGCCGCGCUAGACAAGCUGGUGCAGAGCGGGGACGGCAAGGCGGUCCGGACGGUGGACCCGUCGGCAGCCGCCUCCGACCUGCGGGGCGCCGUGGUGCAGGCCGGCGACAUCCUGAGCACCAAUCUCAAGAGGAUGCCCGUCAGCGUGUAGGGUUGGUCCGCCCUAGUCGAGCCCUCAACCACGCCACGCCACGCCACUGCCGCCAAACCACCGAACGGGGGACGGCUGUCAGCCAUGUCGUCUUCACUGUGGCAAAUGCUAAUCAGAGUUGUGGUGGGGGAGUGGGCCCGGGGGGCGAGCCUGGGCGCUUGCAUAUGCCAGGCCUCCGCCGGGUCCAUCCCCCAAGUGGCGUCGGGUCGUCGAGAUGCCAGCAGCCCUCCGCCAAUAAACUUCGUCCAGCGUGCGGGGAGGAUGUAGUGUGCGAGUGUUUCAUUUAGAACUCAGCGAUGAACGUAUCGCGCCUCGUCUCGUUGAUGUGGCUUUUUUAAGCUUCACAGUAAAACGUCGUUGUGUUUUUGUGCGUGCAUUUUUCGAUGUGAAUGUGUGUGUAUGUUUUUGUUGUGCUAAAAGGCGAUAGUUAUGAAGCUGUUGUAAAAACCAGCACGGGUCGGCGACGAAGGCUUAGCCUCAUAUAAUAAUUUAAAUGUUUGUUUUGUAAGGCGCGUUGGUAUGCGCAAUAUGCGCAUUUCUCUGGUGCUCGAUAGUUUCUUUUUAUUAUUGUGUAAUAUAUUUGUUAUUGAAAGAAGGGGCCAAAACUGUCAAACCUUGCAAGGCGCUUGUACGUUUAUAUGAUAGUUUUGUCGUGAUAUUAAGUUACCAGUCUUGUAAGGUGUGACCCUUAGGAGAGCAAAGAAGUUGAACAAAGUGGAAAGCCAAAUUCAUGUACAUAAUUUGUGUAGGUGUACAGAAAUUCUAAGUGUUUGUUUUUUGUUGUAAAAUCGAUGGAUCCGCAGAGAAUUGGAAAUGUAUUUCCGAUUGCUAUGUAGAUAUUAUAUAUCACUUAAAGAGAGUACCGAGUGCAGCAUAUGCGUGAUAUAUUGCGUUGGGUCAGCCUUGGACCGGGGACCAGGCCUGCGGUCUCUACUCCAGCACCGACGCUGAUCCAAAGUGAUGACACGCCAAGCCGCCACUCGAUAUUCAUCGGCCAUGUCAUCUCCUCUACACUGUUAAAUUUGGCGCACACCAUGGCUGUCAUUACUUCCAUCAAGCCGAGGCGACUCAUGUGUUGUUAAAAUAUUCGUCCCGAGCCCGGCGGUAGGUGCACAAGGUUGCCGUGUACACGCUAUCCGAUGGCCAAGAACUUUUUUUCUCUACCGUCUACUUUAAAAAUCCUAUUCAAUUGUGGACACGAGAAAAUGACACUCAUGCACGCUGUAUGUGUGUGUGUUUAUAUGCUGUGCUGAGCCCUGCCUCGUUUUCUGACCGAGUAAUCAAAGUCAGUUGAUCUUGGCAAGUUAAACUUCCCUUCCGGAGUACGGCAGGCCCAGCAGAGCAGCGUGCACCCCUAGGCCGGGGCGGGUGCAGCCUUAUGUACGGAAUAGCAAAUAAAGCGAGAUGUGAUUACGAGA